AUGUCAAAAACAAUUUCAUCAUCAUUCGUAACCGUUAGAGGUCAAGCUAUCUCAUUAGAAACACAAACUGAUUCAUUACUAUCUCGUUAUUCUACAUUUGCACAAACGACAAGCUCCGAACAAACGGGUAAAGAAAAGAAGCUCGAUACUCAAAUUGAAAACACUUUGAAGAAGAGACAAGAUAUAAUUGAUUCUCUUAAUGAUAUAUGUAAUGAAAAUCCAUCCAUUUCUGCAUCUAAACUUUCCCAAUUGCAACGUCACAAGGAAAUUUUACAAGAACAUUGGAAAAAUUUCCAAAAUAUUAGAUCAUCAAUACAACAGGAACGCAACAGACUAAAUUUAUUGUUCAGUGUCAAAAACGACAUUGCUCAACAUAAUUCAAACACAAACAUUAACGAUGAAGAAGAAUACAUCCAGGAUGAAUCUAGAAGAAUAGAUCAAUCUCAUAAUGUUGUUGACCGAUUAAUUUCACAAGCAUGGGAGACAAGAGAUCAUUUUACAGCUCAAAACAACGUACUAAACAAUGUUAAUAAUAAAACUUUACAAGUCUUACAAAGGAUUCCAGGGUUAAAUCAUUUACUUGGUAAAAUCAAUACUAGAAGGAAGAAGAACGCUGUUAUAUUAGCCUCUGUCAUGACCAUUUGCAUAUUGUUACUAUUUUUCACUUGGUAA
Molecule: messenger RNA, 672 nt
Organism: Maudiozyma saulgeensis
Lineage: Eukaryota; Fungi; Ascomycota; Saccharomycetes; Saccharomycetales; Saccharomycetaceae
Source: the annotation of a GenBank genome assembly